UUCAAAUUUCCACGUUCAUCACAGCCCCUGCAGUGUGUGCCUCUGAUAACUGUCUGUUAGGUCAAAUUUGAUAUGUGCAGUGUGGAUUAAUAAAAAAAAAUCAUAAAUUAUUUCAAAAGGUUAAUUUGGAAUUCCAAACAUAUUUAGAGUCUUUUCAAAAACUUGUCUUCCCAAAAGCUUCUCUUUCCUACAGCCUGGAUCACAAGUACAUAAACAAAAAUGCAAAUUAGGAGAUGACAUCAUCUAGCGACUUUUAGGACAGCCAAUAAUAACUUUGUUUGAUGAGGAGUUUACAACAGUGGUUAUUGACUCUGUCUAAAGGCAGCUUGCUCUAUUGCAGAUGAUCUCACAGAGGAACAUGGAUUGGGUCUCAGCUGCUGCUUUCCUGUUUCUUCUGUCCUGUUUUCUUGGUACAGCCUCCGGCUUGCUCAGCAAUGAUUUUUCUGAAUGCAAGGAGUUCUUCUAUGAUGACAUUCCACCACAAGGAAUAGCAGUCAAAGAUUCUCAGCCAAUAUGCCAGAAAUACAAGAACAAGAUGCGCUUUGCCACAUUGUAUGACCGCAAGCAUUUGGUAGCAUUGUAUUCUGCAUACAUCGUCAGUCUGCCUGAGGAAAAUAAAAAACUAAAAGAUGAAGUUUGGAUGUAUGAGCCACAGUUAACUGAUGCAAAUGGACAACAAGAAAUGCAUCCACUGGAAUUGAAAGAUCAGUUUAAUGAACAGGCAUCCCUUCAAGACUACAGAGAAAGCUCUUUCUACACCAAGGGGCAUCUGGUCCCAAAACAGCACCAAGGAACUUUAGAAGACAAAGAGGCAACAUAUACCCUGACCAAUAUAGUGCCGCAGCGAGAAGGCUCAAAUGCCGAGACAUGGAGCAAGCUGGAGUCAGAAAUAUUAAAGAGAAAGAAAUCCUGCGAUGGAAACAUGUAUGUGAUUACGGGAGCAAUUCCCUUUAAGACUGAAGAUAAAAUCCCUGACAGCAUUAGGAAGGCGAAUGAUAAAGUGUAUGCACCUGAGUACAUUUGGUCUGCUUAUUGCUGCCCUGAUUUUAAGAAAGAUCUGAAAGAAGAAGACAAAAAAUUGUUCCCCACUUAUGCAGCUGUGGGAAGAAAUUAUCCUGAUAGUAACAAUGACAUUGUACGCAAAGAGUCAGAGAAAGGUUAUGAUGUGAAGCAGAUGCCCUUGAGAGACCUGGAGGCCAUACUGAAGCAACGGCUGAAUAAGGAGAUAACUUUAUUUCAUAAGCACUGUAGAGCUAAUUAAAUGGCUGUUGAUUUCCCUUCAUUCAGGCAAUGUAUUGCAUAUAUGAUCAUUUAAUUAACAUUUAUGUGCAACAUCUUCAUAAGUGGAAAUUGAUAAUUAUCAUAAAUGUGAUCACUGAUAAGUUGCUUUUUGUCUUGAAUUUGUGAAAUAUUCAAUAAAGUCAAAUCUGCAUUA
This is a messenger RNA of Fundulus heteroclitus (mummichog), 1435 nucleotides long. Its product is annotated as endonuclease domain-containing 1 protein. The record is from RefSeq and is a predicted model, not a curated record. NCBI's taxonomy places the organism in Eukaryota, Metazoa, Chordata, Actinopteri, Cyprinodontiformes, Fundulidae. The transcript is spliced from 2 exons. Gene Ontology annotation, molecular function: metal ion binding; nucleic acid binding; hydrolase activity. Bases 341 to 1261 code for a protein of 306 amino acids.